UUGCACAGCCGGUAAACAUCUGUUUUCUAUUGUUUUUAUUUCUCUCGGUUAUUUAACGCGCCUUUAAAAUGAGUUUUUUGUGGAAAGGACGGCGGUUUCUGAUCGCCGGCAUUCUCCCAGGUAUUGAACGCAGCGCAGACGAUAUUGUAGACAAGGAAAACAAAACCUACAAAGCUUUCCUGGCCAGUAAAAGGCCAGAGGAAACCGGACCGGAGCGCCUCAAACAAAUGUUUACAAUCGACGAGUUCGGCAGUAUAUCCUCCGAACUGAACUCUAUUUACCAAGCCGGCUUCAUGGGCUUCCUUAUUGGGGCAAUUUACGGCGGAGUUACACAAUCGCGCGUGGGCUACAUGAAUUUCAUGGAGAACAACCAGGCGACCGCCUUUAAAUCUCACUUUGACGCCAAGAAAAAGCUGCAGGACCAGUUUACAGUCAACUUUGCCAAGGGUGGCUUCAAAUGGGGCUGGCGCGUGGGUCUUUUUACCACCUCCUACUUCGGAAUCAUCACCUGCAUAUCGGUUUACCGUGGAAAAUCCUCUAUUUAUGAAUACCUGGCGGCUGGAUCAAUCACCGGCUCCCUGUACAAAGUGAAUCUGGGUCUGCGGGGCAUGGCGGCAGGUGGAAUCAUUGGAGGAUUUUUGGGCGGAGUGGCUGGAGUCGCCUCCCUGCUGCUCAUGAAGGCAUCCGGUACUUCCAUGGAGGAGGUGCGCUACUGGCAGUACAAGUGGAGACUCGAUCGUGACGAGAACAUCCAACAGGCCUUCAAAAAACUGACGGAGGACGAAACUCCGGAGCUGUUCAAAGCUCACGACGGAAAAGUACCCGAACAAGUUUCCCUCGACUCGGUCAAGUAAGUCCCGAGUUUAAGAAGUAGUCGCCAAUGUAAACUUAGUUGAGUUUUUUUAAUUUAAAUAAAUUGCAAAUAUGUCCAUCUAAA
Messenger RNA from Drosophila ficusphila, 937 nucleotides. RefSeq names its product RPII140-upstream gene protein (gene 140up). Bases 69 to 854 code for a protein of 261 amino acids. Gene Ontology annotation, cellular component: mitochondrion. The record is from RefSeq and is a predicted model, not a curated record. The transcript has 4 exons. NCBI's taxonomy places the organism in Eukaryota, Metazoa, Arthropoda, Insecta, Diptera, Drosophilidae.